GAUAAGCGGUUCUGAAAAUGUGUGUGUGUGUGUGUGUGUGUGUGAUUUUUACAUGUACAUCAGAGGCUUAAAUCCCGGAUCAACCCGAUUCAUAUGUAAACCCCGCCCACAUAGAGCCCACGGCAAGCAGAACAGCGAUCCGGGAAACGAUGACGUCAGCGCGUACAUAUCUAGCAUGUGAGUGUGAGUGGCAUUUCGUGCGGGUUCGCGACAGAAAUAGUGACAGUCCGACCCGUUUGGAGUGACGCCGGUUAUGUCUCGGAACCACGGUCCAAACAUGCACUCACUAAGGAACUUGUUGCUGGGCCAGUGGUUGUGCGGUGAGCGGCUGAGUGGGAAAACUGUGCUCGUUACCGGAGCCAACAGUGGCAUUGGGAAAGAAACGGCCAGGGAUCUGGCCAAGAGGGGCGCCAGAAUCAUUUUGGCCUGCAGGGAUAUGGCAAAGGCAGAAGCCGCCCAGAAAGAGAUUAUCGAAGACUCAGGGAAUCAAGACGUUGUCAUCAGGAGGCUUGAUCUAUCUGACAUCAAGUCAAUCAGAGAAUUUGCAGAGAUAAUUAACAAGGAAGAAAAGCAAGUCAACAUACUCAUCAACAAUGCGGGAAUAAUGAUGUGCCCCUACUCUAAGACUGUGGACGGCUUUGAAAUGCAGUUUGGAGUAAACCACCUAGGUCACUUCUUACUUACCUACUUAUUGAGUGAUCUGAUUAAGAGAUCAGCCCCAGCUAGGAUCAUUAAUGUCUCCUCCAUGGCUCACAGCUGGGGCACCAUCAGACUGGAUGACCUCAACAGCGAGACGAGCUAUGACAGCCGCAAGGCAUACUGUCAGAGCAAGCUUGCCAACAUCCUGUUCACACGGUCUCUGGCAAAACAGCUGCAAGGAACUGGUGUGACGGCAUAUGCUCUUCACCCCGGCGUUGUGCAGACAGAACUGUCAAGGCACCUCAGUAUACCCCUUAAAUUUGCCUGGAUGGUGGGGCGACCGUUCACGAAGAACUCUGUGCAGGGUGCCCAGACCUCCAUCUACUGUGCCGUGGCGCCUGAGCUAGAGAAGGAAAGCGGUGGAUACUACAGUGACUGUGCGCCAGCGACCUGCACAAGAUCCGCUAUGGACGAAGAAAUCGCUCAGAAGCUUUGGGAACUUAGCUGCAGGAUGCUUGCAAUAACGUGGGAGUAAAAGCAGAAAUGCAAGUGUAUUUUCCAAAUUGUGGAACUGAGUGUUCCAAAUUGUGGCAGUUUAAAUGCUUUACAACAGUUAGAACAUUUAUUGUAAAAACUGACCAACUUUGUGCAAAGGUGAUUUAUUGAACUUUAGCUUUUCUGUAAGAGAAGCAGUUUCA
Molecule: messenger RNA, 1337 nt
Organism: Scleropages formosus (Asian bonytongue)
Lineage: Eukaryota; Metazoa; Chordata; Actinopteri; Osteoglossiformes; Osteoglossidae
Product: retinol dehydrogenase 12-like
Exons: 7
Coding region: 254-1174 (306 amino acids)
Source: RefSeq, a predicted model, not a curated record